Messenger RNA from Lymnaea stagnalis (great pond snail), 22223 nucleotides. The record is from the annotation of a GenBank genome assembly. NCBI's taxonomy places the organism in Eukaryota, Metazoa, Mollusca, Gastropoda, Lymnaeidae.
GAAAAGGUAAGAAACAGAGUGCUAGGAAGGUGCUGUGGACGUGCUCCAGUGUGGGAUGCUCUGAGCUGUGGUGGUUGCGUGUUUGUUGUUGGUGGUGCUGUUCUGUGUCGCAGGCGCUGUCCGGUGGAUUUGGUGAUACUCUGGAUUCGUUCGAACUGAGGUUGGUGGAUCUAGCUGAGGUUGGUGGAUCUAGCUGAGGUUGGUGGAUCUAAGUGAGGUUGGUGGAUUGAACUGAGGUUGGUGGAUCUAACUGAGGUUGGUGGAUCCAUCUUCUACGUGGUAGUUCUGGACGUCUAAGAUAAUAAUUAAAAUCGUGUGAACAAAUAUUUAAUGUUCCAGUUAGUCAAGUAUAUAGUUAAUAUAUUUUUAAAAAAUAUAUAUAUAAAUAUACUAUGCAGAUAAAUAAUAAUAUUUAGGAAUUUGUCGGGUUCCGAAGUUUUAAAAACAACACCCUCACCGAGGAUCGAAACAAAUUUCAAACAACUAUGUGAGAGUGUAAUGUUUAGACAUUAAAUAAUAAAAAAAAUUCUGGGUAAUUCUUAAAAGCAUAUUAUAUGGUUUAAAAUUUCAGCCUGGGAACCUUGCUUUAAGUUGCACUCGACAGUGUGCAUACAAUUAAAACAAAGUAUAAUGUCACUGACACGAUUAAAACAAAGUAUAAUGUCACUGACACGAUUAAAACAAAGUAUAAUGUCACUGACACGAUUAAAACAAAGUAUAAUGUCACUGACACCAUUCAAACUAAGUAUAAUGUCACUGACACUAUUUAAACAAAGUAUGAUGUCACCGACAACAUUAAAGGAAUGUAUAUUUUAUACAAAUACAAUCGCUCGAGCCGAAUCUGUAUGGCAGACGAACGUUUAAAAUAAACUUAAACAAAAUGUUUCUCAUCGAAUGCCUACCGCACUUUGGCAAUCAUGCUUAGGCUGCGAGUUUGAGAUUCCACGCCAUGAAUUGUAUUAUGGAUGAAAUAUUUGACAUCAUGGAAAAGGUCAGUGGUCAUCAGAAGUUUUCUAUUUUAUGAUGUCAUUGAUCAUAUUGUCAAAAUUUAACCCCCCCCCCCCCCAAAAAAAAAAAAAAAACUUAACGCGUGAAUUUUUUCCGAAUGUCUCAGUUUGUCCGUAUUCCUCACUGUAUUUCAGUUUGUCCGUAUUCCUCACUGUAUUUCAGUUUGUCCGUAUUCCUCACUGUAUUUCAGUUUGUCUCACUGUAUAUCUGUAUGUCUCACUGCAGGUCCUUAUGUCUCGCUGUAUCUCCGUAUGUCUCACUAAAUGUCUCACUUGAUGUCCGUAUUCCUAACUGUUGUCCGUAGUUCUCACUGUUUGUCCGUAGUCCUCAAUGUAUGUCCGUAUGUCUCACUGUAUGUCUCACUGCAUGUCUCACUGUAUGUCUCACUGUAUGUCUCACUGUAUGUCUCACUGCAUGUCUCACUGUAUGUCUCACUGUAUGUCUCACUGCAUGUCUCACUGUAUGUCUCACUGUAUGUCUCACUGCAUGUCUCACUGUAUGUCUCACUGCAUGUCUCACUGUAUGUCUCACUGCAUGUCUCACUGUAUUUCUCACUGUAUGUCUCCCUGUAUGCCCGUAUGCAUCAGUUGUGUACUAAACCUCAAAACUUCAUUGCCUACAAGAUGAAAGAAUCAUUCCGUUGCUUUUUUUCAUCAAACGGCGCGUAACAAAAUGGUACAGCAUUAAACGUUGAGACCUCAUCCAGAAUCUUUUAUUUCAUAUUUGUUGGGUUAGUUGAGUUGGGCGCAGAAUUUUAACAGCCGACAGGAAUAUUUGGGAGACUGCCCAGUUCACCUUUAAAAGAAGCACAAAAAACAUUUGUACGCGGAUAUGAGGAGGGACGAAGUGGAACAUGGAAAAAUGUGUGUGUGUGGGUGUGGGGGUGGGGGUGGGGGGGGAAUAAAAUCUAAAAAAAACAGACAGGUGUAAUGUAAGACAGGAAGUCGGGUUCAUUUCAUGACGGUUGGUAUGUUAGGGAUCCUACGGCGUUUGUUCAUUGGUUGUGAUGGUCGAUAUGUGCAGAAAAAAUAUAAGGUGAUGGUCGAUUGCAGUGGGAUGAUUGUUAUGUACAGGGGUUUCUGUUGCGAUAGUUGAUUGGGACGGGAUGAAAGUUGUGUACAUGGGUGCUAAACAGGGACGUCCUUGGGAGUAUUGGGAGGGGGUGGGGCUGGGAAAAAAAACUCACCGAGUCCCUUACCUCUUUUCUAGCCAUUUAAAUUAAUGUUAUGAAAAGUAUUUUGGACCCCUGUUGGCUCAAGCUUUAUGACUAGAGUUUCUUCCUGACAAUUUAUUCGGAAUAAAGAAGGAGGGGGUGGGGGGCGUAGCGAUGGUUGCUUUUUUGUUCGGGGAUGGGGGCAGGACAUGUAUUAUGUCACCCAUCAAAAGCUUUGUUUUCAUCGCCCCUCCCCCAUACGUUGAAAGUAAUUUAUUCCGGUUACGACGCCCCAUGGAGGGUACGCUUUUGAUGAAAAAAGAUUGAUAAAAAGGUGUCUUUACUUAUACUUUGUUUGUGGAAUGAAGCGUGAAUUGGGGUCUUGGGAGAGACAUCCGUGUGCCCCUUCCCAGCUAAUUUUUGCUAAAUUCAAAAUGCACUGAUGCAUUUCGGCGCAUACCGGGAUUUAGUUUUGCAUAAUUCUACUCUAAAUCUAUGAGCAACAGAAGAAAUUAUGCUGGAAAUAUAAUUGUCAGCUGCCAAGCUUGCCCAUGCCUCCAGGCCCAAUGGUGAUAGUUGAUUGGCUCUGAUGUCUGCUAUUUGAAGAAGGAAGGGGGGGUUCUUUUGCUAUAGCUGAUAGGUUGCAAUGUGUGGAUGUUUUAUUGUACUCAUUUAAAAAGAGUAGCAUUGUUGUCUCCUUAUGAUAUUUUACAUCUAGAAUUAUGUAUGCCUGCUUAUGUCUGGAGAUCAAAAGAUAUCGACCUAGAUAUUAGAUACGAAUCUAUAUGUUUAUAAAGAAUAAUUGGAUAGCUUCUCAAAAUUUCUCAUUUGUACCAGAUCAGAUAUUUACCAGUCUCUAGGCAUUGUAUUUUUACUUCUCUCCAUUCUUUUAGCCCUCCAGUAAUUAAAUUUUUAACUAUUGAAUUUAAAAAAAAUAAAAAAUUAAAAACUUUUCAAGGCUAUCACGGAAUACUAAAUUGAUUACGCCAAAGUUUAACUUCAAUUAUCUCACUUGAAUGAUAGCCUUGAGCUUCUCAUGCUGUAUUUUACCAACAAUUCACAUUUAAACUUCGGCAUCUAAUACAAUUGUUAUUUAGAAUUGUGUGAAGAUGGGUUACAUUGUGUGAAGAUGGGUUACAUUGUGUGAAGAUGGGUUACAUUGUGUGAAGAUGGGUUACAUUGUGUGAAGAUGGGUUACAUUGUGUGAAGAAGAUGUGUUACAUUGUGUGAAGAUGGGUUACAUUGUGUGAAGAUGGGUUACAUUGUGUGAAGAUGGGUUACAUUGUGUGAAGAUGGGUUACAUUGUGUGAAGAUGGGUUACAUUGUGUGAAGAUGGGUUACAUUGUGUGAAGAUGGGUUACAUUGUGUGAAGAUGGGUUACAUUGUGUGAAGAUGGGUUACAUUGUGUGAAGAUGGGUUACAUUGUGUGAAGAUGGGUUACAUUGUGUGAAGAUGGGUUAGAUUGUGUGAAGAUGGGUUACAUUGUUUGAAGAUGGGUUAGAUUGUGUGAAGAUGGGUUACAUUGUGUGAAGAUGGGUUACAUUAUGUGAAGAUCGGUUACAUUGUGUGAAGAUGGGUUAGAUUGUGUGAAGAUGGGUUACAUUGUGUGAAGAUAGGUUACAUUGUGUGAAGAUGGGUUACAUUGUCGCAUCGAAUGUCCCUCUCUUGACGCAUCGGUAACAUGGUCGUACAAUUACUGAUCACAAUUAUAUUGGCCGUUCAAUGACUGGUCAAACUUUGACUUGGGUACAAUUACUGAUCACAAUUAUAUUGGCCGUUCAAUGACUGGUCAAACAUUGACUUGGGUACAAUUACUGGUCACAAUUAUAUUGGCCGUUCAAUGACUGGUCAAACAUUGAAUUGGGUACAAUUACUGGUCACACAUUUACUUGGGUACAAUUACUGGUCACACAUUGAAUUAGGUACAAUUACUGGUCACACAUUUACUUGGGUACAAUUACUGAUCACACAUUGACUUGGGUACAAUUACUGGUCACACAUUUACUCGGGUACAAUUACUGGUCACACAUUGACUUGGGUACAAUUACUGGUCAAACAUUGACUUGGCUACAGUUUCUGGUCACAAUUAUAUUGGCCGUGCAAUUACUAAUCGCAUUCAUCUUUGCCGUACAAUUAGAAUUCACAAUUCGCGACUGCUGCCAACAAUGUUCAAAGACAUUUAUCGAAAGAUUACAGUCUCGCUUUUGGCCAAUUUUGCAGCCAUUCAGUCCAUUACCAGGUGUCCCAUUUAUACUUGAUAUGUUUAUUUAUCAAGAUAUAUUUAUCAUGGCAAGUUUUCCCAGUCUGUCGAGGAGUUUUAUUUCUGGCAACGUGCAAUGUUUUUAUUAAAAGAGAAAAAAAAAAUUUGGACAGGAAAAGCCAGGAAAAAACAACAACUUGUUAUUAAGUGUGAGUGUGUGAGGGGGGAGGGGAGAGAGGUUUGGGGGGGGGGGGUUACCAUUAUGCUUUAUAUUUUAUUGAAUGAAUAAAGAUAUUUUAAUUUUAAUUUGGACUUAUCCCUUAUGGAUUUUAAAAUGUAUACAUUAUCUUAUGUAUAUAAAAAUGUUUACUUUAUCUUUGGGAAUGUUAAUGUUUAAAAAAUCCUUUUAAAAAAUGUUUAAUAAUUGUCAUUAGAAUAUGUUACACGCAAAUCUCAUGUUACGUUCUAAACAUCUCCAUAUAUCACACCCACAUAAUCCCUCAGCAUCUCCAUUAUGGUACACUAAAAUGUCGUAUUACGUUCUAGGCAUCUCACAUAUGUUACACUCAGAUGUCAUGUUAGUUCUUAUCAUCUCACAUAUGUUACACGCAAAUGUCAUGUUAGUUCUUAGCAUCUCACAUAUGUUAUACGCAUAUGUCAUGUUGCGUUCUAAUCAUCCCCCAUAUGUUACGUGCGAAUUUCCUGUUAGGUUCAAACCAUCUACAAUAUGUUAUAUGAGAAUGUCGUGUUAGUCUCUAAGCAGCUACGAUAUGUUACAGUCAAGUGUACUGUCUCUCAGCAGGUCCAGUCUACCUACCACCCAAACAUCGCAUAAAACUCCCUUGGAAGGAGGAAGGAGAGCAUAGAUUUUUAUUCCUAUAACAAAUCAUUUAAACUUGGUUUUCAAAUAAUAACUUCUUUCUCUCACGAUAGUGCGCGUACUUUGAAACAUAACGGUUCACCGUGGGAUGUAAGAAAAGGCAUAACACUCAUCUGCUGAUGUUAUGUAUAUUUCAUAGACUCUGUAAAUUGAGGCCAACAAGUCCUGCCUUCAAAAUUAACAACCAAUAAGAACACCGCUCUCCUUUUAAGUUUCAUAAUCAUUUCAAACUGAUAUUGCAAGUCUGUGGCAUAAAUCUCCCCGAUAUGUUAACAGCUGUUAUGUUACCCAUGUUGUUUUAUUUCAUUUCCAUGGUUCUUAUGUGAUUUAGGCAACACUUUAACAGCAGGUACCGUGUUAAGUUUACAGCCUUCAUUGUCAACUUUAUGGCCACUAAACACUAAAAAAACAGAUAUAUUGUCCAUUUUGUUAUUUUGUCAAGGACUAACGGGUGAAAUGAUUAGUUUUAGGCGGGGAUCCUCAAACCUUUUAAUGAAGUGGCCGGCUCACUGUCAGUCAAUCACUGCUAAGGGGCCAAACAUUAUUAUUUUUAAAAAAAGAAAUGUAAACCACUUCCAUUGCAUUACAUGUCAUAACAAAACGAUGCAAUAUUUAACAAGAAAAUUUAAAUCAAAAGAAAAAUUGUUAAAAUUUAAAUUUGAAGUAUGAGCAUGGAAUUUGGCUAAUGAGACGGUCCAUUUCCGGUGUCAUAUUUGUCUGAGCCACACGGGUACCCGUACGGCGGCCAGGUUGGCUGGGUUAAAAUUCCUGGCGGGCCGGAUGCGGCCCGAGAGACAUAGUUUAGAGGGGCCCUGGGCUAGAGCAUUCAAAAUCUAGUUAUCUUAAAUUUAACUGUGCUCGUAAUGUAUGUAAAAGUGGAUUUUUUUACAUUGGGACAAUAAUACUUAAAACUUGUUAAUAUACUUUUUAAUGACAUCAUUUACAUUAUUUGUACAAUGUGAAAAUAGGGAAUAAGAUAGGGAAUGUCACUUGAGUAAAAAAUGGGGAAUUUCGGUUCAGUGCAAAAACUGUAUCCAUUUAUAGACGGAGCACUUACGCUGAUCAAAUCAAUGAAUCUCAAAGUAAGGCGAACGUCUUAAAAAAACUGCCUUAACACAUUCCCCCGCACCUCUACAAAUAUUCAAAAUAUUUAAAAACCUCUGUUUAUAAAGAUCAUACAUUCCAUAUUUCAAUCGGGGUGUGUUUGUGUUAAAGUUAAUGGUUGCUGCGGAGGUAAGAUCAUAUACAUUUAUAUACCUAUCUAGUAAGCACUAGACCAGCAAAGAGGAGUAACUAGAUUCAUGUAAUAGCAUAUGAAGUAGGUGAGUCGACAAGAACUGUAUAAUAGUCUAACACCCACGCAAUUCUCCCAAACACGAAACACUGAUAACCUGCCCUUAUACAUCGCAUUAGAGCAUUACACUUAUACCAUUGGAAAGCGUCACGACCAACCAUCCCUCUCUUACCGUAUUUCCUCGACACACUACAUUUAAACCUUUGUCACAACCAACCAUCCCUCUCUUACCGUAUUUCCUCGACACACUACAUUUAAACCUUUGUCACAACCAACCAUCGCUCUCUUAGCGUAUUUCAUCGACACACUACAUUUAAACCUUUGUCACAACCAACCAUCCCUCUCUUAGCGUAUUUCAUCGACACACUACAUUUAAACCUUUGUCACAACCAACCAUCCCUCUCUUAGCGUAUUUCAUCGACACACUACAUUUAAACCUUUGUCACAACCAACCAUCGCUCUCUUACCGUAUUUCAUCGACACACUACAUUUAAACCUUUGUCACAACCAACCAUCACUCUCUAAGCGUAUUUCAUCGACACAUUACAUUUAAACCUUUGUCACAACCAACCAUCGCUCUCUUAGCGUAUUUCAUCGACACACUACAUUUAAACCUUUGUCACAACCAACCAUCCCUCUCUUAGCGUAUUUCAUCGACACAUUACAUUUAAACCUUUGUUACAACCAACCAUCGCUCUCUUAGCGUAUUUCAUCGACACAUUACAUUUAAACCUUUGUCACCACCAACGUAUCUGUAUUUUUGUUCAAUUUGUUACAGACAUGUGUUUGUGACCAACAGUUCUGUUUAUUGAAGGAGAACAAUUACAGUAGCUUUUUCUCUGUCUCACUCUCUGUCAAUCUCUUCUCCAACUCCCUGUAUCACUCUCAAUUAAAUACAUCUUUUCUUAAUCAUUUUAUCUCCCCUCUCUCUUUUUCUCUCUCAGUUCAACCUCCUUUCUCUUUAUCAUUUUUUUUCCUCCCCUCUCUCGUUCUCUUUCUCUCACGCUCCAUCUUGUUCAUCUGUAUCAUUACACAAAUCUCUUGUCAACAAUAACGUGUUGGUGUUCUCGUUAACAUUAUCAUGAUUUUACCAUCAGCUCUUUAACUUAUACAUUUUUUUUUUUUUAUAAUUUCAAAUAAGUUUAUAAUUUGUAAAUCCUGUCAAUACAUUCUUUUACAUGGGUUUUACAUCUUCAAGGCAACAGUUCUAUUGUUAACAAUUUGAAUUCUCUACAUGAUACACAUCUUUUAAACAUACUUUCUUCAUAGCUCCAUUUUGUCUUCAAACAUACACGUCGACACAGUCUUAAAUCCCUUUGCAACAAAUUUAAAAAGGCCAUUGAUAAGUGUGUGUAUUAUUGCCUAACAUAUUGCAUAUCUAUGUGUCUUUUCUUCCCAGUGAAAUAAGAACAAGAUGAAAAGAAGAGGAUACCUGCCACCAUCAACACAGACCUGAGGCACGGCCGCCAGCAACUCGCGGCUGACUGCUGGCUAGCUGAUAGCUGCUACACACACGGCAGCACCACCCCUUCUCCCCCACCCGUCCCGCUCUUCGGCUCAGUUCUACCUUCCCGUCGUCAGUGCUCAACUAUGAUAUUUUCCCCUCUUCAUCUUCUGACAAAUCACCAGGCAAUCUGUUUUACAUAACACAGGUAUUUGUUGCAGGUUACCAAUGGCAAAUCGUCAAUGGUAUUCACACUCAAAGUGCCAUAGCUAAAUGCUUUAAAUUUGUAAACAGUCAUUAUCCGCAAAGGGGGCAAACAACGACUCUCGAAACGAUAAAAGAUAAUGUAAUGGGUAGAUCAUUCUAAUCAUAGUUACGUCCCUCUUACACCAGCCAUCACCACUAUUCCAGACUUCCCAUGUGGCUUGCCUCAAGAUUUAAGCAAUUAUUUCUACCGCCAAUACAGUAAAUAAAAAACUAUGUUCAACGUUUGGUAAAUGUCUUGCGAAAAAAACAACACCAUAAGGAUAAUUCCGUUACCUUUUCAAAUAUAUCUUUCACAAGACAUUCACAUAAUUAUCUUUAACCAACACUUUAAAUUCUAAAAUCACAUAUAUUUUGUUGCGCUUCCUCAAAGAGAUGGUUGCUUUUCGCACUCACCCUCUUCUUGGUGGGGGCUGCUUAGCUCACCUGACACGCGCGCGCCUGUGUUCUUCCAGGCAAGAUUCUGGCACUGAGCUCAUCUGUUUUGUGUGCAUGAAGGGCAUAGCACGUGAAAGAACAUUCCUUGUUACGAGUUAUUUUUUUUUUCAAAAAAAAGAACGAAAUUUUGCCCUAGUUACAGAGGAAGUGUUUUGAUGUUUGAAGUUAAUUUCCACCACAUCAUCGAUCACGUGCUUGUAUUGUGGUGACUUGUGAUUGCCUGAAUGGCAGAUGAUUAGUUCGUUAUACCGUACCGUCCUUCAGAAAACUCGAUAUGCUUAAGUUUUGUUUUGGAAUAUUUUAACACACAACUAGUGAUUUCUUGGAGAUUUCGUUUCAAGGGCUGAUACAAUCUUUGUAGGUGUUUUAAGAAAUGUUUGCAUGCAGUUAUUAUAAGCAGUAAAUAUGCCCUGAAUGCAGUUAUAAGCAGUAAAUAUGCCAUGAAUGCAGUUAUAAGCAGUAAAUAUGCCCUGAAUGCAGUUAUAAGCAGUAAAUAUGUUCUGAUUGCAGUUGUUUUAAGUAGUAAAUAUGUUCUGAAUGAAGUUGUUAUAAGCAGUAAAGAUGUUCUUAUUAUAGUUGUUAUUAGCAGUAAAUACGUACUGAAUGCAGUUGUCUAUGCAGUAAAGGUUUUCUUAAGCAGAUUGACAUGCAGUUGUCAUUACUAAGCAAACAGCUUUAAAAUGUUGUCCCAUUACGUCUUUGAUGCCUAUUUACCAGGUGAUAGUUUUUCUGGCUUAUGUGAAGCAUGCCUACUUCAUUUUUAUUAGAUCACAUCCAAAAAAAGCCAGUCGGUAAAGGAGAUAACUAAAUUCUGUUAUGGCUUUUUUUGUUUUGUUCGGGCGAUGUGGAUUAUGGCUUUAUGUUUAAUUUUUUAAAAGAAUAUAACUACAUUUUAAUGGGAAUUCCUUUAUUACCAAAGAUUGUUUAUAUUCAAUUUUGCAUUCUGUAAUGAGCUUGUUCCCCGGGCUGUGUUCAUACAUGUAAGAAUAGUGUAAAUCUACUCAACAAAUCAAUUUUUUAAAAAACAUGGCGGUUCUUAAUCGUCCAUUUCAUCACGAUCGCUGUCUAGAUCAGUGGAGUUGUAAUCUAUUUAGUUGCAAUGACCCCAAGUUUUGAACUUCACACUUUUAUGAACAUUUUCAUAAAGUCAACAGCAUAUGUCAACAAACAAUUUCGGAGCUCAAACAAUUGAGAACCACUAAUGACGCGUCUGGAAUAUUUCAUUUAGUGUAAUUUCUGCGUGCCAUGCAUUCCUAAUAGUAAAAGACGAUGUUACUUAAAGCGGCGAACCAUUGGAAGUGUGCCACCACUAAACACCCCCGAGCUGUCUUUAAUGGAUGAUAAGAAUAGCAUUAAGAGCAUACAUCUGAAUAGGGGAGUUAAAAAUUAAUCCCGUAUCAAGUUAUGAUUUUAAGAGUCAAGUGCUACCUGGCAACGCCACAGGGUGCAUUCAUGGUAGCAAUAUGUUUCACGUUCGUCCAUUGGCGUGGGAAGGGGGUGAAGAGACAGAGCCCCCCCCCCACCCAAGUGCCACUAACACUAGCUGCGCCACGGCAUCUGUCAUUGGCUUUUACGGGCACUUUUAUCUCUCCUGUGGUUUUCACAAUUUUUGAUGAAUUUCGAAAAAAAAAUGAAGUUUUGUAUUUGACAAAAAUAUGUAAAGAAUUUUUUUUUUAUGUCAUUGGUCAUUACUAAAACUAAAAUUCACUCUUUGAAACUUUAAUGAAGUCCAAAUCAUCAGUGGCGUAGGAAUCGGCUUGCGAAGGGCUGGGAGCAGUCAGCCUCCAUAUUGUACUCUUUUCUUUAUAUUUAGGGGGUUGAGUAUACAACCAAAAGUGUGGGUUUUUUUCUGAGUGGGGGAAGGGGGUUGUAAGACAAAAAGCUUGGACCACCCCGGAUGGCACCAGCCCCAGCUACGCCAUUGCCCAGCAAUGUUAUUUAUUAAAACGCUCGGCUGUCAUCAAACUAUAGGUCAAUUUAACUCAGAAGUCAAGAUUUAGGGAAGUAUUACACAGAAAUGCUCAAAUGAACAUUACUAGGCUUUUCCACUUAUCACCGAGGGCUCGAACAAUUAGAACAUGUAUCUAGAAUUUUCCAGAUUCACGACUCUUAUACAAUGUGUCGCAAAGCACUCCGUAUGUUUGAUAGUUCAGACAAAAGGGGGCAUAAUUAUUGUAAUCAAUGUUUAUGUCAAAAAGUAAAUUCGUUUUGUUUUCGUGGAUGCUUUCCCUUACAAUACUCAUUGGAAUAAGAAACCUAGAAGUCGUAUGAAGAUGUUGAUGUACUGGUUAAGAAGGCGUAGUGUUAGAAAUGUGGAAUUUAUUUAAUGUUUCUAUGAGAAGGGGUUGUGAAAUACAAAUGCAAAUGACCAAUAACUAAAUUUAACUUUACGUACGUCAUAUCUAUAGAUAACCCGAUGGACUUAAACACAAAUUCCGACAUGGAGCGAACAGCUAAGCACUUGAGCUCGUCUUAGAGGUGUCGGUCAGAGUGCAGCUGUCACCACCAUGACGGCCAUGGCAGAGGAUGUGGACGACCGGUUCGCAGGCAUUGACAUCGACAGUCUCCUGAAUCGGACCGAGAGGAGACCGUUCACGUACGGCCGGAAGAAGUGUCUUUAUGAAGGUAGGUGUGACGACACACUGAAGUGUCAUUAUGAAGGUAGGUGUGACGACACACUGAAGUGUCUUUAUGAAGGUAGGUGUGACGACACACUGAAGUGUCUUAAUGAGGGUAGGUGUGACGACACACUACAGUGUUUAAGUCGAGCGUCCUGGUGUCCAGACGACAGAAAAAAAGUAAAUCAGCAACAGACGUGUCACAAAAUAAAAUAAAAAUAUGGGUAUUUCAUUUUCAAUAAACUGAUUCAUGAAAUAGAAUAUAAUUUUUAAGUAAGCUUUCAAAAUAAUGUUGCGUCCUUUUAAGCUCCCAUUUUAACCCCCCCCCCCCCCAAUCCGGUUCAACCUCAUUUGAUUAUUUCGGUCUUUUACCCGAAGCAAACUUGAAUAUAAUUUUAUUGACAAUGUAAAUGUUAUUAAAUUGGCUUCAUACAAAAGUGGGAACUCAAGAAACGAAGAAAAAAAGUUCAUUAAAAUAAUGCAACGAUUUAGCUGCACAAAAAAAAAGAAAAAAAAUUAAAUAAAAAAUAUAUUAAAAAAAGUUGUCAGAAGAUUGUAGAUUGAGAUGAGACAAUGAUGUGGCUCCAGAAGAUUGUAGAUUGAGAUGAGACAAUGAUGUGGCUCCAGAAGAGUAACUGCGCUUGUUGAUUUUAAAAAAAAUGCCAGUGUUCUUAAUAUUUCACCCAAGAUCUGCAUGGGUUUUUACUUUACUGCUCCUGCACAGGACUUUUGAUUAAAUUAUAUUCAUCUUUUAUUAUAUACAUAACAACAGAACAAGACGCUAGCAAUUGAAAUGCCAUUUUAAGUUUUUGACUUGCAACAUUUUUGUGUAUUCUUAAAAAAAAACAAAAAAUAUUUUUUUUUAAAUAAUCUAAAUACCAAAGUAAAAGUAACAUUUCAUGACUAAAUUCAUCUUUUUGUAAGUUUUAAAAAUAAAAUUGAAGAUACAAUUGAAGGAAAGCAUUUGUGACAUAAAAGAUAGUGAAAAAGAAAAAAACAAAGAAAUAAUUGAAGUGUCGCGUCAUAUUCCCUGGUUUGCAACGCAACCCUCAAGUCGAGGCAUAAGUCCUCCAUCUGUUGCAUAAUGAACACAGUCCGGUAAACACCACAUGCCAGUGUAAACAAUCCUAACCACAGACACAGUGCAUGGGUGCACGGGACCGUUCCCUAAAUCUCUAUAUUUCAUUAUUGAUCCGAUCCACUUUUCCCUUUAUUUUCCCCAAACAAAAAACAGUUAACCAUCUUCUCCCUAUAUCGUCAUAUCAAAGUGAACUCUACCAUUGCUAAGUCAGUACGGAACAGGUAACGUGUAAAUGCCCUAAGGAUGCCCAUGAUGUUAUCCUUCGUCUCUCAGCCCUCCCACGCCAGUAGAAUUCCCGGCUCAACGGGUGGGGGCCCUACUAGAGAGAAGUGAACUCAUUCUAGGGGCCGUGAAACAAUUUCCACAUACCUCCCAAAAAGACCCCAAGUAGCUUAAAGACGCGGAGGAUCUGUGUGCAGGUGGCUCCCUCCGGUUCUAGGUGGCACUCACGUUUGAUCUAUAAAUAUAAGACGAACUGAGAACGCAUCGCGGCUCUAGCAGGGAUCCCGAGGUAAAUGUCACGCUGGAGGAAGCGAAAGUGCUUCCUGAUUGUCAACAGAGCCUCAGAAAAUUAGGGGCUUUCGAGAUAGGUGUUUAGGAGUUUAACACUUUGAACGCUGCAAACUGUGCAUUGAGACUAAGUUGUAGCUCCAGAUGGAGUUUCAACAAUGAGUUGUAUUUCAUUAUUUGAAAAAAAAAGGUUAACAUGGCAAUUAGUAAUACCGCAAAAAAAUACUAAUAUUAUUAUUUGUAUGAUGAUCGGUUGUAUUUAAGAAAAAUGACAAUCAUAUCCAUAUUAUUAUUAUUGCUUAAGAACUAAAGUCUUACCUGUUCUUUUUUUUUACUUCAAAGACAAUGAUAAAUCAACUAUAUGUUCAUGAAAAUUCUCCUCACACUAUUAGCCUAACUUGUGUAUGUUGCCCCCACCCCCCCUCUUGCCCCCCCUGCACCAAAAACACCAAAACCACCCGCUAAACACUUGUAUAUGUAUACAGUCAAGGAUAGUUAACGCCUGCUCCAUAUGAGCCGGUCUACUGCAGAUGAAUGGUAGAUGAUCAGAUUAGUUCUCGCCACUAUCAUCUCAAGGUUUCAUAAUUUUCGACGGCUGUUAGAUAAUUCCCAAGGUUUCCAUAUUACCCCCCCCCCUCGACCCCCACGCUCCCAUCAAGUUUUCCAUAUUACCCCCCCCCCCGACCCCGAAGCUCCCAUCAGUAUCAUAUAAUAAUGACCCCUGUUGUUUUGUUGUUGUUUUUUUUUGUUGUUGUUUUUUUCGGAAGUUGGGUUGGGGUGAGGGGUAGGGAGAAGCAGAUGUCUGACGCACGUCUUAGUUUUCUCUCUUUUACUCUCAUCAAGUAUAAAUAUCAUUUGAGAAAGAAGCGACUUAAAUGUUUUGAAAUACAACACACCAUUCCAAUACUUUGGUUUUAAAAAAAAAAAGUGAAUCUAUUUCGUCCAAUAGAUCCUUUUGUUUUUUUUUUUUAUUUUUAGCACCUGAGUUUAUUCAACGUCUCAACGGAGAGGAGACGGUCCUGGAAGGGCAGUCACUCUGUAUUGAAUGCAAGGUGGCUGGGUUUCCAGCUCCUGCGUUGCGCUGGUUCAAGGUAUUUAAUAUAUACAUAUAUAUACACAUAUAUAUAUUUUUUUAAAAAUCAUACUGGAUGGGGAUGAAGGUCAUUGUAAAUGUUUAAAUGGGGAUUCACUGUCUAUUGAAUUGCCAUGUUACUGGAUCGCUGCCUUUGUUAUUAUUUUUAUUUUUUGAGUGUUAAAAUUAAAUAUAUAUUCUAAACAUAUGUUGCUAAAGUAUACUACAUGAUGUACCUGCUAAACAAUUUUUUUUUCAUCAUGUUUCUUUCAUGUUAAUUUCUAUAUAUUUAUUUGAAGUUUUAACUUACAACAGUUUUUAACGUUGAUGUGGGGUGGGGAUGGGGGUGGGGGUGGGGUGGGGUUGGGGUGUUUAUAUAACUUAAAUUGCGUUUAGUGUUGCCCGAGUUCUUUUAGUGUCUAAUCAAAAAAUAAAAUUGGCAAUUUUCGGUAAAGAAAUUAUGUAACAUCUUUUAGAUUCACUUUUAUAUUUAAAAAACGUCUCCCGUUAAGUAGCAGAAGGCCAAGGCCUCGUUAGGAAAUAGCUUUUACAACAAACACAUCCGCAUUAAUGCAAUCAGUAAGUUGAUCAAGCCAUGUGAAAGUAUGUACACACAACACAACACAUCACCCUUAUGCGUUUACACCGAUCAUUAUUUGUGCCUUUUACAACAAACACACCCGCAUUAAUGCAAUCAGUAAGUUGAUCAAGCCAUGUGAAAGUAUGUACAAACAACACAACACAUCACCCUUAUGCGUUUACACCGAUCAUUAUUUGUGCCUUUUACAACAAACACAUGUACUUUUAAGGACGACGAGGAGAUACUGGACCACCCACGCAUUCAUGUUGAAAGUAAUGGGAAGGGCGCCUACUGUCUCAUGAUUGACAACGUCAACAAAGGGGACGAGGCCGCCUACAGAUGCCGGGCUGAAAAUGUGGAGGGGGCCUCCUCGUGCUGCUUCUUUCUCUCGGUCAAAGGUAAAGAGAAAUCACAUUCGCGGUCGUUAGUGUAACCCUACCGUAAUCAUUUCAAAUAAACGUGUGUUUUUUUUUUUUUGUUUUUUUUUUUUAAAUUUCCACUCCUUUUUAAACAAUAUUUUUUUUUUUUUUUUUUUUUUUUUGUGUGGGUGAUGGUAGAUAUAUCUAGAACAAUUUGAGUUUAAAUUAAAUAAAACUUAAUGAAAGGAUUAGAUGCUUAACGUGAUAAAAAAUCAAAUUGUAUCGAAAUAAUUAAAUUACUUCAGGAAAACCAAAAAGCCCAAAGAAAAAAGACGGGAAGAGCCCCAACCGACGGACGGUGUCCUUCCCACCCAUGUUCGCCACCAUCGUCGAAAAAGUGGAAGAGGAGGAGAAGCAAGGGAAAGAACUCAAAGAGCUGCCGCCGUCUCCGAUGACAGAGUUCUACUACGCGCUGACGCUCAAGAGUCGCCAGAGCUGGCCGACGUUUGUCGGGGACUGGGCGUUCGUCGACGGUGGACAUCACGAGAAGAGGAGAAGUGAGUUGGGCAUAGUUAGAGCUUUAGGUUAUUUUUUGGUUUGUUUGGUAGCCUCUUUCUGUUUUCAAACAGUGCUUUUCAAUUUUAAUCAUGUAAUACGAAAGACAUGCAAGGUAUGCCUGUGUGUGCUUUACAAGAAAUUUGAACCUAAAAAAAAAUAUAUCUUUCUAAAGCUCAUACUUUCAUAAAAAAUUCAAACGAUUAGAUGCCUAGCAUAUACAGACACAAUAAACAAUGCAUAGGACAUAACUCUGAAGAAAAGAAUUUCUUAAAAAAAAAAAAAACUAUUAAAAAAAGAAAGCUUUUAGACAGUUGUUGCUUUUCCCAAUUUUUCAACUGUUGAACUUGUGUCCAGGCAAGUACCUAUCCCGGAACAAAUAAUGUUUAAACGCUUACUUAGAAAGUAAUUUAGUGGAUGUUUUGUUCAUCAAGAUGAACACUGUAUGCAAGUGUAAAGAAAAAAAAAAUAAAGGCAACUAAGCGGGUUUCGAAAAGUGUGGGAGGGGCAGAUUGGCGUUGACAUUUUGUACACGAUCAGCAUCAGAACAAAUUUUCGUUAACUGUUGAAAAGCAUUGUUUUACACAUUUUUCGUGUGUGCUUCCUUUCUCUGAUGAGACUAGACAUUUAGUUAGUUCUUAUCAAGUCUAGCGAUAGCGUUCAUCCUAGUCAGUUUAAAAUUUGCAGUUUAAAUAGUAAACACCUGAAAUAAUAUCAUGGCUUGCUUGUUUGCACUAAUCUCGCUGGUCCUGCUUUUAUUAUUAUCCUCCAGGUUGCAAUGCAAGAUAGAUUCAUUUCCCUUAAAUUAAAUUUAUUGCUGUGGUCAUUCGCAGACAAAACAUUUCGAAGGCGCAAUUUUUAACAUGCAACUCAAUUCCAUUAGUAAGGAGUGUACAGUGAAGAUUCCGAUAAUGAAAACGUCCUGAGUUAAUGAUUUAAAAAAUAGAUAUCAUUUAACAUAUUAAAGAUUGUAAGUUUAACCCUUUACGAGAUUUAUAUACUGAAACAUUAUUAUUUUACCAGAUUAUUGACAUGUCAAAAUUGACGGAGUUUUUCAGAAAUGAAAUUUAUUAUUUAGGUUUUUGGUAAGGAAAACUUAUUAUUUAGGUUUUUGGUAAGGAAAACUUAUUAUUUAGGUUUUUGGUAAGGAAAACUUAUUAUUUAGGUUUUUGGUAAGGAAAACUUAUUAUUUAGGUUUUUGGUAAGGAAAACUUAUUAUUUAGGUUUUUGGUAAGGAAAACUUAUUAUUUAGGUUUUUGGUAAGGAAAACUUAUUAUUUAGGUUUUUGGUAAGGAAAACUUAUUAUUUAGGUUUUUGGUAAGGAACACUUAUUAUUUAGGUUUUUGCUAAGGAACACUUAUUAUUUAGGUUUUUGGUAAGGAAAACUUAUUAUUUAGGUUUUUGCUAAGGAAAACUUAUUAUUUAGGUUUUUGCUAAGGAAAACUUAUUAUUUAGGUUUUUGCUAAGGAAAACUUAUUAUUUAGGUUGUUUUUGGUAAGGAAAACUUAUUUCACUUUAAAAACAAAACCAAAACAAAACAAACCAUUAAAAACAAACAAACAAACAAACAAACAAAUCUUCAUUUCUUCAAGCUUUAUAAGAAAAUUGUUUUAAGAAUCUUUAAGGGGGACAUAUGCAUAUUGCUAAAAUGCAGAGAUUUAAUCUUUAGUUUUUAAACAAAGGAUGUAAUUUCACUUCCAGGUGUAACUGCAUAUUCUUAAAAUAUGACUUUUUUUUUUCUAAAGGUUGUUACUCUAUGCGUUAGCGACAUUGUUACAUAUAAGAUUAUGUAUUUUGACACUCUCAAACAUAAGAAAAAAAUAUAAUUCGUCUGUCAAGAUUUGAUAGCGUCCAAUUCAUUUAUUUCAAAGCUUCUUUGUCUUUUGUUUGUGUGAAUAUUGUUCAACUUUUAUAUUUUUUAACAUAUAUAUAUAUUUUAAAAAAAUAAUUUCUGUGUGAUUUAUCUUCCAAUUUUCAUUUAAAUUUGAAGAGGAAUGUACUUAGUAUUGGACCCCGAUCUAUCAUUACUAGUCUAUGCAUGGGAGGCGAAAACGGAACCAUCACAUGUUUAGAUUCACAGCCCUGAAUACAACUCCGUAUACGAUGACAUAAAACACAUGCCUUCCUUAGGUAGCGCAGAUUUAAUGACUACUGUUUACAGCGUUGGAAUUUUUUGGCUUAAAACGUCUUCACCGACACUUGACUUUUUGUUGAAAUUUACACAACGCAUUGUUUGACGGAAUGCGGAAAUGAGUACUGAGCUAAACGACACCCGCCAGAAAAACCAAAGCUUUUUUGUAUCAGUCCUCUAUAAAGUAUCAUCAUUUUGAGCAAAGUAAUAGGGUUGCAGUGAAAACUGGACAAAACAUCCAUACAAGUAGCGCAAUUUAUAAGAAUACCAAUUAGUGCUCCCACACCCCCCCCAACCCCACUCAGACUUGAAAACACACACAUAUUAUUCCCGCCCCUGAGGUAAAUUAAUAUUCUAUUGACAUCCCCCCCCCCCCACCAACCCGUUUUAAACAACAUAUUUAUUCCACACCCCCCCCCACCCCACUCAGACUUGAAAACACACACAUAUUAUUCCCGCCCCUGAGGUAAAUUAAUAUUCUAUUGACAUCCCCCCCCCCCCACCAACCCGUUUUAAACAACAUAUUUAUUGCACAAAACCAUUUCAAAAACGAAAAAAGAAAACAUUACGAACCAAAGAAACUUGCGAUACUUAAUUUUUUUUUUCAUUUAAGAAUCUCAUUAAGUGCAGUUAUUGGAGAUUUUUUUUCCCCGUUAAAUCAGUUUAGUCAUAUAUCUUUCAUCUUUCCCUUUAAAAGCAGGAACAUUUAUUUUUCAAGGGUUAAGGUUGGAUAGUGGGGCUGAAAUUUUGAAAGAAUGUAAUUGCCAUUGGCAGCGAGACUAUGUUUCAGCUCAAUAGGUUGACGGGACGCGGGCCAGAUGGCAGUCCGAAGAUUUUUUUGACAGCCAGCCACGAAAAAAAAGUGAAGUUAAUAGAAAUGAUUUAAAAAUAUGAGUUGCAUUAGGACGUCAGUAAAAAUUCCAAAUUUCACAGUAAAAAUGUGCCGUUAACGAAAAAAAAAUAUAUUUGAUAAACUCAGCGAAUCUUGCAGAUUAACGAUUACGAAAGUGUUGGAUCAAAAGCAAUCUAUAAAAUUUCUUUAAUUCAUUCUUUAUUGAUAAAACCCAGGAAUAUAAGAAAAAAAAAAUAUUAUAAAAAGCUGAAACUGUCUGGGUGACCCUUUCAUUAACACAAUAUUGGCGCUUCACUAAUCAUUGCUGCGCAAUUUAGAAGAGAAAGAAAAAAAGGUAUGAAAAAUUACAAAUUCCACUCACUGGCCUUUGCGCUUCAAUUGUCCAACUAAACAACUAACAGACGCAGACUGAUAAUCAAAUUGAGAUUUUCGUGAAUUUCUACAGCGGACAGCGACGAAAGGGAGACAAAAUCGGCACCGACAACCCCAGUAUCGAACGGCAAACUUUCGGACAAAGGUGGCUUAUUUUUAAACGCAAGGGAGGUCAACGGGAAAGGCGUCAAUAGGGGGCAGUUGAAGGAGAUGACGAAGGAGACGAAGAAAAGGUUGGACGAGGAGGCCGCCAGGAGAGAAAAAGAGAACGCGGCGAAAAGAGAUCAGGAGAAGGUCGCCGCCGACAAGAAGAGAGAGGAGAAUAAGAAGAAGGUUGAGGCCGAGGAAAAGAUCGAGGAGGAGCAGAGAAAGAGGGAGGACGCCAUGAAGCUUCGGAGGAAAACGAGGGAAGACAGGCGCGAAAGAGACAGAAAGGUCAAAGAGGAGGAAGAGAAGAAGGCGGCCGUCAAAGGUGACGUCACGAAUAAAGUCAAUGAUGGAAAGAGCGAAACAUUUGAAAAUAAAGAGCGUUUAAUGAGAGAAGAGGAGAACAAAAAGAAAGAGGCACUGGUGAAGGAAGAAGAGAUGAAAAGGAAGGAAAUGGAAGUGGAACAAACGAAAAAGAAGGACGCGCAAAUGAUUGAAGAUGAAAAGAGAAAGAAAGAGGCUGGUGGUAAAGAAGACAAGAGGAUUAAAAAGGAAGAGAAAUUCAAUGAAGACAAGAACAAAGACGUCGAACAACCCAAAAGACUUAUAGCGACAAAAAUAGCACAUCAAAUUAAGCCACUGGAAGAGGAGAGGCAACAGAAGUUAAAGAAAGAGAGUGAUAUAAAGCGACUGGAAGAGGAGAGGCAACAAAAGUUAAAGAAAGAGAGUGAAAUGAAGCGUCUGGAAGAGGAGAGGCAACAAAAGUUAAAGAAAGAGAGUGAUAUGAAGCGACUGGAAGAGGAGAGGCAACAGAAGUUAAAGAAAGAGAGUGAAAUGAAGCGUCUUGAAGAGGAGAGGCAACAAAAGUUAAAGAAAGAGAGUGAUUUGAAGCGACUGGAAGAGGAGAGGCAACAUAAGUUAAAGAAAGAGAGUGAAAUGAAGCGUCUGGAAGAGGAGAGGCAACACAAGUUAAAGAAAGAGAGUGAUAUGAAGCGACUGGAAGAGGAGAGGCAACAUAAGUUAAAGAAAGAGAGUGAUAUGAAGCGUCUGGAAGAAGAGAGGCAACAGAAGUUAAAGAAAGAGACUAACGACAGCAGAGCUGGAAGGGACUCUCAAGAAACCAGGAAACCGACCCCAUCACCAGCCCCACCAAACACUGAGCAAGCGACUUCCAAAAGGGUCCCAGCAGCCCUGCAGGUGUUCAAGGACAAAGAAUCUUAUCCCACAAACACACGAGAAAAAUCACCAUUCAAAACACAAGACACUAAAGAGGUUCCGAAUAUCCCCAUUUCAUUGGUCAGUCAUAAACUGGAACAACAAAAUCAAGAAAAGCAACAGGCCAGGACAAAUUAUAAGGCUACAGACAUUCCGAAAGAUACAGAGCGAGCCACCGAAAAAGUCUCCGUGGGCGCGCCUCAUGAGCAGAAAGACCAGCCAAAAGACAUUAGGACGCAGCCGUUAGACGCCACGAGGCAGAGAGAAAAAGAACAGAUUGACAGCAUGAAGCAAAGAGAACAAACCCAGAUUGAGAAACUGAGAGAGAGGGAGCGUCAGCAGAUCGGGGCACUGAGGCAAAGAGAGCAAAAUCAAAUAGACGCCCUGCGACAAAGAGAAAAGGAGCAGAUUGAGGCGCUGAGAAAGAGACAGCAGGAGCAGAGAGACGCGACGGAUCAAAGAGAGAAGAAGCAGAGUAGUGGGAUAAAAGAGAUGGUGGAAAGGCCGAACAAAGGAGAAAAAAGACCUCAAACAAAUCCCCCUGAUGUCAAACAAAGUGAAAGGGAUGCAGUAAAAGUUACUAAGGAGAGAGAAGAUUUGAAGCUCAGAGAGCAACAGCAGAUAGAUGAAUUAAGGGCAAAAGAACAAGGCCAGAGAGAUGCUUUGCGACUCAAAGAGAGAAAACAGAUACACGAUCUUCAUCGCCACGAAGAGCAGCAGAAAGAAGAGUUUAGGCUCAAAGAAAUCAAAUUAAAAGAAGAUUUGAGAUCGAAGCAGCCCCACAAACAAGUGGAGGAAGAAGCGAGAAAGAAAGAGGAGGAAAGGAAAAAAACAGAACAGAGAGCCAGAGAAGAGAAAGAGGAGAAACAGAUGGAAGUGAGGAAAGAACAGAUCAGGAAAGAGCAGCUGAGGAGGCAAUAUGAGGAAGACACGAGAAAGCGACAAGCGAAGUUGAAAGCUGAGGAUGAGAUGAGGCGAAACGAAAGGGACAAAGCCGAGCGGUCUUGUGAGAACGGCGAGCAGGAAGGGAAAAAUGAUGAUGAAUCUCAGAUCAAAGUUCAUAAAAGAGACUACUCGUUCUCUGAGCUUCGCCAAAGCUUAGAGUCCCAUUUGGGUGGGGAGGUAAUGGACGAAGAAGAGCACAAAUAUUGGAACAACAUCAUGGAAAAACACGCGUACUCGAUCAAUGACAUUAAAAAGGCGUUUGAUUCAAUCUCCAGUGAAGAAAGACCAUCGCGACAGAGAGCUCGGAGAAACAGCAUAGAGGAGACCGAGCUGCUGAACAUGAAGCGGUCGUCUUCUAUAAAUGACUUGAGGGAAUCGUACACUAAAUCCCUCGGCCGGCCGAAGAAAAUCAUGUCGGAACUUCAGAAGCGACAGAAAGACGAGGAGUUCUUGAAGCGGGCUUCGUCCAUUAGCGACCUACGACACCAGUUUCUGGCGGUCGUUCAAAAGCAGGCGACGUCGUCCAGAUUGUUGAACGUGCCCGGGAAACAAGAAGCGGAAAUCACCAUUAGGCACAUGAAGCUGUCCGAUACAGUCCGGCCGUCCGAAAUCAGACAGCGGUCGAAAUCGCCGACUCCAUCUCCUUUGUACGCCGCGGUGUCUCAGUCCACAGCGCAAAACUCGUCGGACAACAAACCCGCGUCCCGGACCCAGGCCGAGCUCAACAAACUAGCAGGGGCCGUGGCGGCCAAACGUGCUUCUUUUCACGAAAUGCUAGCACAGAAGGGCGAAGGCGUCGCUCCCGAGAAAUCACAAAAGCGAAUGUCGUACCAAGGCCGUGACGCCUACGGGAGCCGGGAAAUUUCCGUGUACAAACGAGCCGCGGGCUGGUCGGACGACAUCGAGAGUUCUCCGGAAGUGAACGAUUCUCAGCUCAACUCUGACACGUGCUCACAGGCUAGCAAUGCGUCAUCAUCAUCAUUCUCAUCCAGCGCACAUCUCCACGACACCAUCAACUCAUCCUACACCACUAAGGUUCGCCCCUUUGUCUACAACUCAGUCCGAACUACAGCUAGAAGUAAGUACCAUGGUUCUUCUAUUUGA